UCCCAAAUUUCCCCAGCUGAAACCCCUAAUUUUUCCCCUCUUCUUCGCAGUCUAUGAGCAUUUCGCUUCUUCACCCUUUUCAAACUCAUUUCUUUCUCCUCUUCUUUCUUUUUCUCGGAUCUUCUUUCUCCCUCUCUCCAAAGUUCUUCGAUUCUUUCCGUCUCCUUUCCGCUCGCUCUCUGGUAAUUUCAUCUUUUCGAACAGGGCCGGUCUAGCCAAUCUCUACCAGGACGGUUUAAUGUUGACCUUCGAGGGUCAAAAGAUCCAAGGCUCUCAGAGCAUCGUCGCUAAACUCAGCAGCCUUCCUUUCCAGUGGUGUCAGCACAGCAUCACCGCCGUCGAUUGUCAGCCCUCCGGCGUUGGCGGCAUGCUGGUUUUCGUCAGUGGUACCCUCCAACUCGUCAGUGGUUUCUAUUCGUAGAUUCGUAUGGAAACUCCAUCUGGGAUUAAGGACUCCAUUCCUGCUUGGAUCAAGUUCUCAGUUCAAGCACCGGGUGAAAUCCCAAACAAUGGAAUAUACUAUGAUCCGCCAGAAGAGCCAUGCUUCCAAUAAGAUGCCAUUGGUUGUUCGCUAAAAUAAAGAGAUAAAAAAAAAGGUUGAAGAAGGUGAAGAAUCUCUGUUUCAGUUUCUUUUUCUGUCUUUGCUUAAAAAAAAUCUUUUUUCUCAUGAGUAUUAAAUUGCUCUAACAGAAGGAAAUGUGAAUGUUUGAUUUAAUGGCAUUCAAACAUGUUGAUGCAUUUGUGUUUUCCUGCUGUUCUGUAUGUCUGUAGUGAUAGUCUCAGCAAGGAAGCCAGAGUUCUUCCAAAUGUCACACCCAUUAUAUGAGGUUGUGACUGGUGAGGGCUUAAUGCGUCCAUGCUUCAAGACUCGUACAGAGGUUUGUACUCGGGGGAAAGUGCUCAGAUGGUUGAGAAUUCCCUAAAUAUCCAUGGAGAUGAGAUUCUUUAUGUUGGUGACCAUAUUUACACUGAUGUAAGUCAAUCCAAAGUCCAUUUACGAUGGCGAACUGCAUUGAUUUGUCGAGAAUUGGAGGAAGAGUAUAAGGCUUUAAUACAUAGUCGUGGUCCUCGUGCAACUGUGGUAGAGCUUAUAAAUCAAAAGGAGGUUGUAGGGGAUCUCUUUAACCAACUACGGUUGGCUCUGCAAUGCCGAACCAAAGGACGCCCAGCUCAGACACUUGCUGCAACUAACAUGGAUGACCGAGAACUGACAGAGAGCAUGCAGAAGCUGCUUAUUGUUAUGCAAAGGCUUCAGUACAGUCUUCUCCUUGCACAACUUUUUGCCCAGCAUGGAAUGUCUAAAGUUGGAGAGGAGUUCAUGGCAGGGGUUUUAGGUCAUCUUCCCGCAAUUUUGGCAUUCACAGCACCACUUCCAAAUAGUUAUGAUCGCAUACAACCUAAUACAUGGAGUGGAGCAUAUCAAUGCUGGGGCAAAGAAAACAGAGAAGCACAUUGUAUUUUUUAUUACCUUGCAAUGUGUAUAGUCAUAGGCAAGUUCAACUAGUCAGUCUGUUUCUCAUAUGUAUUAUUUAUUUUAGUUUUGAUUCUAAAUUUUUAUUUUUACUUUAAUAUUUACGACAACUUGAGUUCUAA
Molecule: messenger RNA, 1593 nt
Organism: Gossypium raimondii (Peruvian cotton)
Lineage: Eukaryota; Viridiplantae; Streptophyta; Magnoliopsida; Malvales; Malvaceae
Exons: 8
Coding region: 857-1504 (215 amino acids)
Molecular function (GO): glutamine synthetase activity; 5'-nucleotidase activity
Source: RefSeq, a predicted model, not a curated record